This is a messenger RNA of Carica papaya (papaya), 1690 nucleotides long. RefSeq lists its product as uncharacterized. Lineage: Eukaryota; Viridiplantae; Streptophyta; Magnoliopsida; Brassicales; Caricaceae. The record is from RefSeq and is a predicted model, not a curated record.
AUGGCGCUUGGCAGAUUCUGCAAAAGUCUUUCUCUUCAACUCUCACUAUGCAUCUUCAGCCUUCUAGCCAUCGCAGCCGUAUCAGAUUUACAAAUUACAGCGAAACAAGACUGGUUAAAUCAUGGUGGAGAUUUAUAUAACCGCAGAUAUGCAAAGAACGAAAAUAAGAUUAGUCGUAGAACAGUUUCAAAGCUAAGAUUGAAGUGGGGAUUCUAUACAGGUUCAGAUACAACAGCAACACCAGCAAUUUAUGAUGGAACAGUUUAUUUUCCAAGCUGGAAUGGAUAUUUAUAUGCUGUGAACCAAACAGAUGGAAGACUUGUUUGGGAGAAAAACUUGUUUGAAUUAACAGGGAUUAAUGGUUCAGGUCUUGUUAUUAAUGUGAACACAACUGUGUCAAGAACAACUCCAGCAAUUGCAGAUGAUUUGUUGAUUAUUGGAUUAUAUGGCCCAGCUGUUGUUAUUGCUGUUAAAAGAUCCACAGGGAAGCUUGUAUGGUCAACCCAGCUUGAUGAUCAUCCUGCAAGCGUCAUUACCAUGUCUGGAACAUAUUUCAACAGGGGUUUUUAUGUUGGUACAUCUUCUCUUGAAGAAGGUGCAAGUAUCGAUAAUUGUUGUACGUUUCGUGGUAGUUUUUCCAAAUUAGAUACUAGAACAGGCAAAUUGUUGUGGCAAACAUAUAUGUUGCCUGAUAAUUUUGGCAAAGUUGGAGAGUAUGCAGGAGCAGCCAUUUGGGGUAGCAGUCCUUCCAUAGAUAUCUACAGAAAUCAUGUAUAUAUUGCCACAGGAAACUUGUACUCAGCACCUUCACAUGUAAGGGAAUGCCAAGAAAGAGAGAAUAAUCAAACACAACCUACACAUCCAGAUAAAUGUGUUGAGCCAGAGAACCAUUCAAAUUCAAUCCUAGCCCUUGAUUUAGACACUGGCACAAUCAAGUGGUUCCAUCAAUUGGGAGGCUAUGAUGUAUGGUUUUUCGCUUGUAACAAUCUUUCAACUCCUAGUUGCCCUCCGGGACCUAACCCAGAUGCAGAUUUCGGGGAGGCGCCAAUGAUGUUAAGCAUCUGUGUUAACAGAACUAAUAAAGAUGUAGUGUCGCUGUUCAAAAAAGUGGCUUUGCUUGGGCUUUAGAUCGUGAUAAUGGCACCCUCUUCUGGUCUACUGAAGCUGGCCCAGGAGGUCUUACGGGAGGGGGAACCUGGGGAGCAGCAACAGAUGGAGAAAGAGUUUACACCAACAUUGCUAAUUCUAAUGGCAAGAAUUUCACUCUAAAGCCAUCCAAAGAAAUCUCAACGACUGGUGGAUGGGUGGCUAUGGAUGCUGGCAGUGGAAAAAUAGUAUGGUCAGUUGCUGACCCUGCCAAUGCAACUGCUAAUGGCCCUGUGACUGUGGCAAAUGGUGUGCUGUUUGGUGGUUCAACUUUUAAAGAUGGACCUUUAUAUGCAAUGGAUGCUAAAACUGGGAAGAUUUUAUGGUCAUAUAAUACAGAGGCUACUAUUUAUGGUGGUGGGUCAGUUAGUGAUGGGUGUGUUUAUAUUGGAAAUGGUUACAGGGUUAACCUCGGCUCUGUCUUUCCGUCAUUUAGUUCUGGGACCUCGCUUUAUGCCUUUUGUGUAUUUUAAGUUAUUUUUUUGAAUUAAUUUAAAUUUUUAUUAGCUUGUUGGAUAAUUAAUUCUUAAAUAAAAAGGUAUGU